GCCAUUUUCUUCCAAAAUUGACGUUUGAAUGGGUAGUGCAGAUUCUAAACAGAAACUUUGAAAACCGAAGAAUGUCGAAGCGUACACAUUCUGAGAUGUGGGAAGAUGCUGAGUCAAAUGAUUCUAGUGAAAAUAGUGAAGAUGGUGAUUCCACUGACGAAUGUAAUUGUCAAAACCCAGAAUAUGAUGUUGAAAAUCAUUUUGAUGAUUUUGCUGUAAGUAGUUACUUGUCGAGUAUAGAUGACAUAGCAGGACUUAAAGAAUACUAUAACAAUGGUAGAUUUACGGGCGCCAAUGUCCCUAUUGAGGUAGAGUGCACCAAAUGCUCUAAACCAAGACAAGUUACUGUAAGAGUAAAUGCGACCAUAGGUUGGGACCAAUGGAGAAUAGACAAUGACAGAAAUCCUUCUAUCAAGUGUUUUGAAGAUAUUGAAUAUGAGGGUGUAACUGACGACAAUCCAGACAGGUCGCUGCAAAACUGUUUCAGCUAUCCUGAUGAAGAGUGGGAUGAGUAUGAUUCGCCUUCACCACGUAGGUACCAAGAGACGCUGCUGGUGCUACACUCCCCAGUGGACAAACACCACGUGGACAGUUUUUGCAGUUACUUGGAUAGGGAGAAAAAGGUCACAGACGAUUACUUUAGAACGGAGAAAUCAUUCCUGUGCCUACCAAUGACAGAACGGGACCCGUUGUGUACACCAGUCAGCCUGUGCGAAAAUGCCAAGAUCCUGGACAACACCCUGAUCAUACUUACUCAAAGCGCCUCACUUGAUUUCCUAAGUACCGUUAAAUGCUUGUUGAACCAGACAGAAGUAAUGGAAGGGAAGCUCAAACUUUUGUUAAUAGGUCGUCAAGGUGGUAAGCAGGCGCUUGAAAGAUUAAUGGAAAUAGAAAUAAAUAUUCCUGUUAAAGAAUUUGAAAAUGAAGUGGGAAAUACAUUAUCAUCAUACCAAAGGCAAUUGCUUGAUUGGCUGCAUGAUGAUAGUGAUGAUCGUGUUGAUGAUGAUGAUGAUGAUGAUGGUGUUCGUGUUGAUGAUGAUGAUGGUGUUCGUGUUGAUGAUGUUGAUGAUGAUGAUAGUUGAUGAUGAUGAUGAUGGUGUUCGUGUUGAUGAUGAUGAUGAUGAUGAUGAUGGUGUUCGUGUUGAUGAUGAUGAUGGUUGAUGAUAAUGAUGAUGAUGGUGUUCGUGUUGAUGAUGAUGAUGAUGAUGAUGGUGCUCGUGUUGAUGAUGAUGAUGGUUGAUGAUGAUGGUUGAUGACGAUGACGAUGAUGAUGAUGAUGAUGAUGAUGAUGGUUGAUGAUGAUGAUGAUGAUGAUGGUUGAUGAUGAUGAUGAUGAUGAUGAUGAUGAUGGGUUAUAAUAACUUAGGUGUAAAUGAAAAACUGAAGAGCGACUCAUGUAGAAAGUUUCCAUAAAUAAAGACGGCCUGUAUUUUAAAGCUGAUUGUGUAUGUCUUGAGAUAAGAUAUUGCGGCAGUAAAAUUGUACAUGUUCAUGUAGCAUUAAAUGGAAAAACAUC
Messenger RNA from Mya arenaria, 1516 nucleotides. RefSeq lists its product as uncharacterized. The coding region runs from base 72 to 1082 and encodes 336 amino acids. Lineage: Eukaryota; Metazoa; Mollusca; Bivalvia; Myida; Myidae. The record is from RefSeq and is a predicted model, not a curated record. The transcript has 3 exons.